CCCUCUAGAGACUGAGGUGCGGCCGGGACGCUUCAGAACCGUGGCGCGCGGCCCCUUCCCGGCUCUGCUUGCGGCCCCAGGGCACUCUGGCUCGUUCUCCGGGCCUCAGUCUCAACGACCGAGCUCUCCGGCCCCUCGUUUCCCGUCUCGUCCCCCUGAGCUGAACGGCCGGCGGCUCCAGGCCUCGUCCAGGGCGGGCACUAGUUCCCCGAAAGCGGAAGUCCCGGAGCCUCAGUUUCCCCACUCGUAGGCUGCCACGCGCCUCCCACGGGAGGCAGCCUCGGGCCUCCGUCUUCCGAGUGGUCCGGGAGGGCUGAAUCCCCCGGCUCCCCGCCCGCCCCCAGGCUGGGGCUCCUCCCCUUCGGGGCGGAGCCGUGUCACGUGCCGGGAAGAAAGGGCCCGCCGCGCGCGGGGCGCACGGGGCGCGCGGGGCUGUCGGGGCGCCGGGCGGCGCGGCCAUGGCAGCUCCGGAGCCGCUGUCCCCGGCGGGCGGCGCCGGCGAGGAGGCGCCGGACGAGGAUGAGGACGAGGCGGAGGCCGAGGACCCCGAGCGCCCGGCUGGUGCGGGCGGCGCGCGUAGCGGAGGCGGCAGCUGUGUCGGCGGCGGCGGCGGCGGAGGAGGAGGAGGCGGCUGCGGGGUCGGGGCCGGGGCGGGGGGCUGCGGCGGGCCGGGGGGUGCGCUCACCCGGCGCGCGGUCACGCUGAGGGUGCUCCUCAAAGAUGCGCUGCUGGAGCCGGGCGCCGGGGUGCUGUCCAUCUACUACCUGGGGAAGAAGUUCCUGGGAGACCUGCAGCCAGACGGGAGGAUUGUGUGGCAGGAAACUGGGCAGGUGUUCAACUCUCCCAGUGCCUGGGCAACCCACUGCAAAAAGCUGGUGAACCCGGCCAAGAAGUCCGGGUGCGGCUGGGCUUCUGUCAAGUACAAGGGCCAGAAACUGGACAAGUACAAGGCAGCCUGGCUCCGGCGACACCAGCUCCACAUCCCCACGGCUGCUGCCGAUGAGAGCCCGGCCAGUGAAGGGGAGGAGGAGGAGCUGUUGAUGGAGGAAGAUGAGGAGGAGGUUCUGGCAGGGGUCUCGACGGAGGACAAGAGUCGGAGACCACCGGGGAAGGGACCCUUGGAGCCUCCCCACCCAGAGGCCGUGCCCCCCGGGAAGCGGGUGGAAAACAAGAUCCGGGUGCCCGUGCGCUACUGUAUGUUGGGCAGUCGCGACUCUGCCAGAGCUGGCUCCAGAGGCCUGGGGAGCUGGCUCCUGAAGCUAUGGGGCUGUGGGACCGUCUGGCUCCGACAGGAACCCCCACACGCUGGUGGAAGUCACGUCCUUCGCUGCCAUCAACAAGUUCCAGCCGUUCAACGUGGCCGUCUCCAGCAACGUGCUGUUCCUGCUGUGCUCACGGUGCUGAGAGCCUUCCCCUGUCGCAGCCGCCUGGGGGACGCGGAUAUGGCCGCCGCCAUGGAAGAGGAGAUCUACCAGAGCCUGCUCCUGCGGGGCCUGUCCCUGGUGGGCUGGUACCACAGCCACCCGCACAGCCCUGCGCUGCCGUCGCUGCGGGACAUAGACUCGCAGAUGGACUACCAGCUGCGCCUGCAGGGCUCCAGCAACGGCUUCCAGCCCUGCCUCGCCCUGCUCUGCUCCCCUUACUACUCUGGCAAUCCUGGCCCUGAGUCCAAGAUCUCGCCGUUCUGGGUGAUGCCGCCCCCUGAGCAAAGGCCCAGUGACUACGGCAUCCCCAUGGACGUGGAGAUGGCCUACGUCCAGGACAACUUCCUGACUAAUGACAUCUUGCAUGAGAUGAUGCUGCUGGUGGAGUUCUACAAGGGCGCCCCGGACCUCGUGAAGUUCCAGGAGCCCUGGAGCCAGGAGCACACGUACCUGGACAAGCUGAAGAUGUCCCUGGCCAGCAGGACACCCAAGGACCAGGGCCUGUGCCAUGUACUGGAGCAGGUCUACAGCCUUCUUAAACAAGGGAGCUGAGGCACCGCCUCCGAGGUCAUCCUCCGAACCCCCAGUGGUUCCGGCUGAGGGGGAAUGGGUCGGGGGCUUUGUUGUGGUGCAGCAAUAAAGGGGAGAAACAAAGA
This is a messenger RNA of Mustela lutreola (European mink), 2080 nucleotides long. It is a transcript of the gene MPND, whose product is annotated as MPN domain containing. Gene Ontology annotation, molecular function: polyubiquitin modification-dependent protein binding; metallopeptidase activity. Gene Ontology annotation, cellular component: BRISC complex; BRCA1-A complex. Gene Ontology annotation, biological process: double-strand break repair. NCBI's taxonomy places the organism in Eukaryota, Metazoa, Chordata, Mammalia, Carnivora, Mustelidae. The transcript has 12 exons. Bases 459 to 1976 code for a protein of 505 amino acids. The record is from RefSeq and is a predicted model, not a curated record.